Molecule: messenger RNA, 375 nt
Organism: Vigna umbellata (rice bean)
Lineage: Eukaryota; Viridiplantae; Streptophyta; Magnoliopsida; Fabales; Fabaceae
Source: RefSeq, a predicted model, not a curated record
AUGGACACUUUAAGAAGAGCCCAUGUGUCUCCACCACCUCCUUCUGAACCUAGAUUCUACAACGCAACACUGCUGCAGCAGAUCUCGCUGCCCACUGAACACCCUUUCAUCCCAAAAAAUGGUCCGAUUGAGAUAAAGGACUCUUCCAAGACCAUCAUCUUCUCUUAUUCUAAUUCCUUCAUCUCCUCCCUCACCGGCGACACCAACACCAAACUGCCCUCUUCCUCGUCGCCUGUGACUGCAACACCUUUUCAGAUCACGAAUCUCUCUCAGGUCUCCUUCUCUAGAAAGCUUCCUAUUUCUUCGUCUUCGUUGAAGAGGAAGUGCAACUUUGAUAAUUUGGGUUCUGCCAAGUGUGGCAGUUCAUCUAGCUGA